Messenger RNA from Spirodela intermedia, 4915 nucleotides. The record is from the annotation of a GenBank genome assembly. Lineage: Eukaryota; Viridiplantae; Streptophyta; Magnoliopsida; Alismatales; Araceae.
AUGGCAGAGGGAAGUGACAGAAGCCCUCCACAGCCCAAGUCGAAGGCUGAGUUUUCCAUCUACCAGAACCCGGCCUUCUCCGCCGUUCUCACGGCCAACAGCCUCCAGCCCCCCAAGUCCACCGUGGCCAUUAUCUUCGCCUUCUGUGUCGCCUCCGGUGCAGCUCUGAUCUCUGUUAUUUUCAGGUUUUUGUUCCGAUCUUUCCCUGGCUUCUGGUUCCAUUUUGUUUCUGUGAAUGCGUGGGGAGACUGGGUUCUAGGCAGAGUAUUUUUUUCGUGCGGUGGAACUCGUUUAGUGAAUUUUUCUUUCAUCGGCGAAUGAGGAUGAUCAUGAGACCUCUGUAGCGCUUAGAAAUGGGAAUAGAAGGAGAGGCAGGAGUUUUCCAUUAACUGCGUAUUAUUCCCUAUUUCUGAUUUUACGUAGGGCGGACGGAUCUUUCGAGAAAUUUAGGUUGCUGAAUCUUUCUGAUAGCGUUACUCGUAAGUUCCCGUCAAACUCUUCGUCAAACACUUGUUACUGGGUAUUGAUGCAUUACUUUUUUCCACUUUCCAAGUUAUGCUUUAAUGAUUUCCUCCGUUCUGUAUAUUUAGGGCUGGGUGUAAGAAUUUUUCAAAUUUUCGUUGGCUUGGUGUUUGCCGCGACAUUAUCAGCACUCGCCAGGAUUUCUUUAUUGAGAAGUUACAGGAAUUCAUAUGAAAGUAACCAAGAACCCACCAUCCCCCCCUCCCAGAAAACCAUCGAUCAGCAAGCACAAUUAACUCGUCGCCAGCUUGGCCUUUUAGGCAUGAAGCAGAAAUCCACUGAAAGGCCUGUCGCCAUUGGCUCCUCUAAGAAGCCCUCAAAGCCAACAGCUGCUUCGUACUCUCCAGAGCCUCUGGUUCCUCUGAGGACAUUGGCUAACAGUUACACUCCCACCCGCCCUUCUCGAGUUGGGGCAGGGCAAUGGGUUUCUACUGGUGGGAAACAUUCUUCACCUCAACCUGUUCCCUCUCCAGCCACGCCACCACGGCUGAAGCAGAGUUCGGUCAGUGGAAAGGGGAUAUCCACAGAAGAAAUGCUAGAGCAGUUCUUGGUUGAUGUGGAUAAGAGGAUGACAGAAUCUGCUACCAAAACAGUAACGCCCCCACCGACAACUGGGGGUUUCGGCAUCAUCAGUCCUAGUUCUGUGACUACCCCCGGCACUACCCCAGGUGCCACUAGGAGCACACCAUUGAGAGCUGCAAGGAUGUCUCCAGGUUCUCAUCAGAAGUACAGCACACCUCCAAAGAAGGGAGAGGGCGAGCUCCCUUCUCCCAUGUCAAUGGAGCAGACAGUAGAGGCUCUUGAGAGCUUAGGUAUUUAUCCCUAUAUUGAGCAGUGGCGUGACAAUCUCAGGCAGUGGUUUUCUUCCGUUUUGCUGAAUCCACUCGUUGAUAAGAUAGAGACGAGCCAUAUUCAGGUAUUCUGCAUAACAUCUAUCUUCUGAUUAAUUGAUAUGUUUGUGUAUGCUUUCUUAAUUGUUCUCUGCCCGCAAUUUCGUUUAGGUUAUGCAAGCAGCUGCCAAUAUUGGAAUAUCCAUUGCUGUCAAUCCAGUUGGAAGUGAUUCGUUGACUACUGCGGCACCAUUUAAUGUUGGCCAGCUCUAUGGGGAAAGAGAAUGGCAACCAACGUUCACGCAGGACGAAGAUGGACUUCUUCAUCAACUACGUGCUUUCCUAACACAGACACGUGAUGCUUCAAGAAGUCAGUUACUCCGGUGCCUUUAAUCAUCCCUUCAUUGAGUGUCUGUUUAUUGUUGUUUUUUGCGUUAAUUAUGUCUGGACUUGUAUCUUCAUCUAUCUUUUAACCUUCUUCAUACAUUACACAACGUUCUUGAUUAUUUUCUUGCGUUUAGGGAUAAAGUUAUUGCUUUCCUUUUCCAAUACAUGUGACAUAAAUAUUGUUGGUCAUUGUGAUAUGUAUUCCAAUUUCACAGGCAAUCCACAACUGCAACAGCAAAACCUUCUAGUUUCUGGUAUACAGGGAUGCCUUGAUAGCAUCACAGAGCACCAGCGGCUUCAUGCAUUGAUGAAAGGGGAGCUCGUCAAGGGUUUGCUACCUCAAAGCAGCAUACGUGCUGAUUAUGCUGUCAAAAGGAUUCGAGGUAGAGAUUGAUUUAAUAUAAUAGUCUCUUCAAUAUCUCUCUAUCUUGCUGGCCUGAAGACGGUUCUAGACAGGGGUAGUGAAAUUUGUGUGGUGAUAACCUGGUUCACUCUUUUAUAUCAUCUCACAGAACUUGCGGAAGGAACGUGCAUAAAGAAUUAUGAGUUCACUGUUGGAGAGGCCUAUGAUAAGGUCAACAGAAAGUGGACUCCUGAGCUCCCGACCGACUCACACCUGCUGUCGUACCUGUUCUGUGCCUUCCUGGACCACCCCAAGUGGAUGUUACAUGUUGAACCUGCCUCUUAUUCCAGUACUCAAUCAAGUAAGAACCCUUUGUUUCUGGGGGUUCUUCCUCCGAAAGAUAGGUUUCCUGAGAAGUAUGUGGCCGUAGUAUCUACUGUGCCAGACAUCAUUCACACAGGAGCCUGUAUCCUAGUCAUUGGAAAGCAGAACCCUCCAAUUUUUGCUUUAUACUGGGAUAAGAAACUUCAGUUCUCUCUUCAGGUCAGUGUUGGUUUAUGUGAAUUAAGCAUUUAAUAGUUAUUAAAUAAUAACUAAUUCUUAAUUUUAGCGCAUUAAUUCUUUUUUUAUGUGCUUUCCCGCUUUGCCCUCAUUACAUUCUUUCGGUGCUUCAUUUAACAUUCAUUUAAUGGACUUAUUUAUCACUGCAAGGACAUUUGGGACAUUUAACAUUCUUGAUGUCUUAUGGGACUUCUUCCUGCUUUAUGCCUUACGAUACUUAUUUAUCAUUCCUUCUCUGAUAAAAGCUAACCGCAUGUAUAGCAGUGUGGCAUGCCUUACUGGCCAAAAGCCCCGCCAACAGUGGCACUUCCCGAAAUGAAUGCCAUCAGUGGUCACCUGCCCACUGGAGAUUCAACAUGAAGGAGGUGCUCGCAUAAAUACUCGGGUCCUACUCCUGCAGUAAUGAAAUGAACUGAACAGGCUGAAGAGAAGAAAGCCUCGGUCCAACUAUAUUGGGGAUAAGAAAUGGCCAAGGCAUGUCCUUGUCAGUGUGUGAUUCCACCAACAUGGAAAAAUGCCUUGCCCCUGAUGCAUGGUUGGAUAAAGGCCAUCACUGCAGAAAGGCGGACCCACCAGUGGUGCAGAGAAGAAGGAAUGACCAGAAAGAGGGUUAGAUCCAUAGAAAGGACCCAUAAGCCCUUAUGUUGAGCUUGCACUUCAAGUGCCCAAAAUCUGAUAAUAUAUCGUGGGAUUUAUGCCCAGUCAUUAUGAUCCUUUAGGACCUUGGAUGAGCCCUGUGCAAAAUCUCAAUAAUCCCAAUUGUGGACCUUCUCUUUAGGACCUUGGAUAACCUUGGAUGGUCAUAAUAUAUAAAGACCUUUCGUGGAACUUAUGUCUAAUAAUCUGAAUUGUGAACACCCAAUAUGGGUAUUUUACCCAGCUGUCACAAUUUUUAUGACCUUAUGUUUACCUUGUGUCCAGUAGUCAAUAUUGACAUUUUGUGAAUCUUACUUCUUGUGGUUCAACCAUCACCAGUUAGGUCUUGUGUUCUGAAACGGACAUUAAAGGCCUUUGUGGUCAGUGCUUGAAUAUGUUCCUUGGAGUACCUAUCAGAAUCAGUAUGGUCUAUAAACAGUUUCUCUGCUUAGAAUUUUAAUCAUUUGCAGAUUUAGGGCUCGGGACAGUCCUUUGGUAUAUUAAUAGAAAUUGUGAGCUUUUUUCUAAAAUGUGUGGGAAACAGCAGUGCAAAUGUGCAUUGAAAGGAUUUCGAAUCCUUGUUAAAGAAGCAUUAGCUCAAACUUUGCAGACGUCAAUGAAAGGCAACAAUGCUGCGAUUCCUGGUUGAAGAUUCGAUCGGUCAUCUGUAUUCGUGAAUGUUCCAGUUGUUUUUCGAUCUUAUUAGGGAUCAUUUAGAACUCUCUUGAAAGUCAUUGUGGCUGUAACUGUUGGACUUUUGUGAGGGAUCUACUAAAACGGAGUUUUAGGAAUAAAAUAAGGUCUAGACUAGUUUUUUUCUUUUUUCCAGUAAAAAGGAUGUAAAAAAAUAAAAUUCGCCCCAGUAAAUAGGCCUAUUUGAAUCCUUCACACAGAUCUAGUCCUUGCAGACUUUUCUUAGAUUAUCUUGCGUUGACUUCAUUCCUAUUUUCGGAUGACAAAAUGUUUCAUUAUUUCUAGCCAAACCAUAUUUUUUGGCCACUCGCUCUCUCUGCUGAUCUUUUUUUUUGGAUCCUAAUAUAACCAUUUUAGUUCUUACCACGCCUCAUCCCAAAAAUCAUAAAAAUCGUUCAUAUGUCAGCUUUGUUUGGUCUUCAGUAGAUAAUACAGUUUCGGGGGAUGCUCAACGGAAAUAUAAAUGGAAGAAAAGAGAUUUAUGACAAUUGGUAUCUUAUGUUUGCUCAUCAGUUUGAGUGAUUUUUCCGCUAUGUUGGCUUUCAUGAAAUUGUCGAAGAGCGCUGUACAUUGUCAAACCAGAUGAACACUAGUAGCGGACAUCAGAGCAGGGAAGUCAACCCGCUCUUGGGGUCUGACUUUUGUCUCUAUCUUGUGAUUCUAAUUGGGAAAAAACCAAAAAAAAAAAGAAAAAAAAAGGAAAAAAGAAGAGGCUACCUUAUACGGCAAAGUCUGAGCAUCCCCUUUGCAGUCUUCUUCAUUUAAUCUCUUCCUUCCAUUUUUCUUUUUUUUUUCUGUGCAGGGAAGAACGGCUCUGUGGGACGCUGUUCUGCUCCUGUGCCACCGGAUCCAAGUAGGCUAUGGAGGCAUCGUUCGCGGGGUCCACCUCGGCUCUUCAGCUUUCAGCAUCCUCCCAAUCCUUCAAACAGACUGUGAAGAAUAA